Messenger RNA from Triticum aestivum (bread wheat), 804 nucleotides. RefSeq lists its product as uncharacterized. The coding region runs from base 28 to 513 and encodes 161 amino acids. The record is from RefSeq and is a predicted model, not a curated record. Lineage: Eukaryota; Viridiplantae; Streptophyta; Magnoliopsida; Poales; Poaceae. The transcript is spliced from 2 exons.
CUAUUGUCCACAGGAGAAGAAGAAACGAUGGCCAAGAAGAAGAAGGGGAAGUCCAGACGUGCAGCGCAGGGGGCGCCGUCGGACGGCGAGACAGCGAUCGGCAGAAAUAAGAUGCAGACGGGAACUGAUCCGCCUUGUGCUAUCAUCAAGCAUCGCAUCCCCGAGCACUACGUGCGGUUCAUCCUGGACCAGACGAGCGAGUCGCCCAUGGAAGAGGAGGAGAUCUCGUACCUACGGAGAAACCCGUCCCUGCUCCCUGGCUGCUCCGUCGACGAGGUGGCCGCCCGGCACAAGAGGAUUGACGACGGCUUCGAGCGCUUCAAGACCCAGGUCCGCGACCAGUGGUUCGCCAACGGGUACGUCGAGGUGGACUACGACUACGUCGGGCACAUAACAGCGGCGGAGGAGGAGGACCGGGCGCUGUGGCAGGAGCUGAGGAGGAAGCGAGGCAUGACUAACCUCAAGUAUGCCGACCCCAACGAUCCCGUAUACGCCGACUUCUACGAUGCCUAGCCUUAGCUAGGUAGGUCUUCAUGGCGUACUCACCUUGCUCCGGUUUCGACAUGGUUCAUGUCUAUAUUAUUUGGUACUGUUUCAUACAUACACUUGAUUAUAACUAGCUAGGGGCGUGGAUGAUAGGGAAAGCAACACUGGCAUCAAACUAUAUUUCUUGGUUUUCCAACUGUUAGGAUUAAUUAAUUAGUUUAAUUAGUUAGAAUCUCUAUCUGUGGAACGGACAGUCGGUUUCGCUCCCGAACGAUCGCAUCCUAUUAGCAACGGACGCGUCGUUCCAAUCGUGCCUAU